CCAGAGGGCACAGGCUGUGCUGUGCCUCAGAGCAAAAGCCCCAGAGCCAGCAGAGCAGGCUGACGACCUGCAAGUCACAGUGGCUGCCCUUUGCGUGCUGCGAGGUGGGGGACCCUGGGCAGGAAGCUGGCUGAGCCCCAAGACCCUGGGGGCCAUGGGCGGGGAGCUGGUGCCUGGCCUGGGGGCCCUGCGGCGCAGAAAGCGCUUACUGGAGCAGGAGAAGUCGCUGGCGGGCUGGGCGCUGGCUCUGGCGGGAAUUGGCAUCGGACUCAUGGUGCUACAUGCGGAGAUGCUGUGGUUCGGGGGGUGCCCGUGGGCGUUCUACAUGCUCCUGGUUAAAUGGAUGAUCAGCAUUUCCACCCUCCUGCUCCUGUGCCUUAUUGUGGCCUUUCACGCCAAAGAGGUCCAGCUGUUCAUGACCGACAACGGGCUCCGGGACUGGCGCGUGGCGCUGACCGGGCGGCAGGUGGCGCAGAUCGUGCUGGAGCUGGCGGUGUGCGGGCUGCACCCGGCACCUGUGCGGGGCCUGCCGUGCACGCAGGGUUCCCGGGCGCCGCUGGUGACAGCGCAGCCCUGGCCCACCUUCCUGGGCCAGGGGGAGGCGCUGCUGUCGCUGGCCAUGCUGCUGCGCCUCUACCUGGUGCCCCGCGCGGUGCUCCUGCGCAGCGGCGUCCUGCUCAACGCAUCCUACCGCAGCAUCGGCGCUCUCAACCAGGUCCGCUUUCGCCACUGGUUCGUGGCCAAGCUCUACAUGAACACGCACCCGGGCCGCCUGCUGCUCUGCCUCACGCUUGGCCUCUGGGUCACCACGGCCUGGGUGCUGUCCGUGGCCGAGAGGGAGGCUAUUAAUGCCACCGGACACCUUUCAGACACACUGUGGCUGAUCCCCAUCACGUUCCUGACCAUCGGCUAUGGGGACGUGGUGCCAGGCACCAUGUGGGGCAAGAUCGUCUGCCUCUGCACUGGAGUCAUGGGCGUCUGCUGCACAGCCCUGCUGGUGGCCGUGGUGGCCCGGAAGCUGGAGUUCAACAAGGCAGAGAAGCACGUGCACAACUUCAUGAUGGACAUACAGUAUGCCAAAGAGAUGAAGGAGUCAGCUGCCCGAGUGCUGCAAGAAGCCUGGAUGUUCUACAAACACACGCGUAGGAAGGACUCUGGAGCUGCCCGCAGGCACCAGCGCAGGCUGCUGGCCGCCAUCAAUGCGUUCCGCCAGGUGCGGCUGAAACAUCGAAAGCUCCGGGAACAAGUGAACUCUAUGGUGGACAUCUCCAAGAUGCACAUGAUCCUGUGUGACUUGCAGCUGGGUCUGAGCAGCUCACACCGGGCCCUGGAGAAGCGAAUUGACACACUGGCGGGGAAACUGGAUACCCUCGCUGAGCUGCUUAACACUGCCCUGAGCCCGCAGCAGCUUCCAGAACCCAGCCAGGAUGCCACGUAGCUGUCUCUCUGUCUCUCCGGGACCCAUGGAGGAGGAAUCAGGCUACUUUCCCUAGGACUGAGGCAAAGGACACCCUCCUUGCCACUUCUGACCCAGCCCCGAGAAUAAAGCACCUCAAGUGCAAGGAUGGAAGGGGGACCCACCUUGGGACAGGAUGACUCGCUGAUGGCUGCUGGAAGGGACACUGGCUACAGGGGGAAGCCCUGGCCCACCUGAGGCCCCAGAUGGGAGCACGGUCACCACCGCCCCACAUACCUUCAUCAAAGACAUGCUCCCUAUGCUGCCAUGGAUGACCUCUGGCUUUCAGUUAGAAGUGGAGGUGCCUGGGGGCUGGACUCCUGGGUCCCAGGGGAGGAGGGAACUAGAGGCCCAGAGUCCAGGAUUCUGGGAAGCUUCAGUUACCACUGGACGAGCUAAAGGAACCAGGUAUGAGGCUGGGGCCAGGCGGGAGGUGGCGUCCCCUGGCAGGGCAGCAAGGAGACACCAAUUUCCCAAAGCUGCAGGGACUAUCUGGUGGGGAGGAGGGGGGGGUGCAACUCACCAGUCUCUGCUCUUAUACUUUGUAAUAAAUGUUAAACAAAGCCA
Lemur catta (Ring-tailed lemur) is the source of this 2023-nucleotide messenger RNA. It is a transcript of the gene KCNN4, whose product is annotated as potassium calcium-activated channel subfamily N member 4. The transcript has 9 exons. The record is from RefSeq and is a predicted model, not a curated record. Gene Ontology annotation, molecular function: small conductance calcium-activated potassium channel activity; intermediate conductance calcium-activated potassium channel activity; calmodulin binding. Gene Ontology annotation, cellular component: neuronal cell body; plasma membrane; neuron projection. Gene Ontology annotation, biological process: potassium ion transmembrane transport. NCBI's taxonomy places the organism in Eukaryota, Metazoa, Chordata, Mammalia, Primates, Lemuridae. The coding region runs from base 155 to 1438 and encodes 427 amino acids.